UAUGGAAUAAUUAUAAUAUAAUUAUUAAUAGAUAAUAAAAAGUAUUUAAUAAAUAGAGAGAUAUGUCUAUACCGACUAGUGAAUCGGAGACAUUUACGGUGGAUAAGAAGACAGAAGAAAACACUCCAGUUUAUUAUGAUAAGAGUAGUAAUGGAAAAUCUCGAACUAAUGUAUCAUAUCAUUAUAAUCCUGAAGCAAGUCGAUAUCAUUAUGGAACAUUACAUCCUAUGAAACCAUUUCGACUUAUGUUAACAGAUCAUCUUGUGAUAUCUUAUAAAUUAUAUGAAAAGAUGGAUUUAUAUACUCCACGACGAGCUACUAAAGAAGAAUUAUUAGAAUUUCAUGCUGAAGAUUAUGUAAAUUUUCUUCAAACUGCUAGUCCUCAUACAAAAUUAAGUGAUCAAGUACUAGCGCAAUUUAAUAUAGGUGAUGAUUGUCCAAUAUUUGAUGGAAUGUAUGAUUAUUCAACUAUAUAUGCUGGAGCUUCAUUAGAUGCAACAAGAAAAUUAAUAAGUGGUAUGUCUGAUAUAGCAAUAAAUUGGUCUGGAGGUCUUCAUCAUGCAAAGAAAUAUGAACCAAGUGGAUUUUGUUAUGUUAAUGAUAUUGUUUUAAGUAUAAUAAAUUUAUUAAGAGUUCAUCCAAGAGUAAUGUAUAUUGAUAUAGAUUUACAUCAUGGAGAUGGAGUUCAAGAAGCAUUUUAUACAACUGAUAGAGUAAUGACAGUAUCAUUUCAUAAAUAUAAUGGAGAAUUUUUUCCAGGAACUGGUUCAGUAGAUGAAGUUGGAUUAGGUAAAGGAAAAAAUUAUGCUAUAAAUGUACCAUUAAGAGAUGGAAUAGAUGAUGAAUCUUAUACAAGAUUAUUUAAACUGAUUAUGGAACCUUUAAUAACAAAAUUUCAACCAACUUGUAUAGUACAACAAUGUGGAGCAGAUUCUUUAGGUUAUGAUCGAUUAGGUUGCUUUAAUUUAAAUAUUAGAGCUCAUGGUGAUUGUGUAAAUUUUAUAAAAUCCUUUGGAAUUCCUAUGUUAGUAGUUGGUGGAGGAGGUUAUACUCCAAGAAAUGUUUCAAGAUUAUGGUGUUAUGAAACUUCAGUACUUAAUGAUGUAAAUCUUGAUCCAAAAAUCCCAAAUUAUCUUGCCACUUAUGAUUGGUUUGGACCUGAUUAUUCUUUACAUCCUCAAUUAGAUGGAAGAAUAGAUAAUAAAAAUUCUAAAAAAUAUCUUGAAAGUGUUAAACAAGAAAUUUUAGAACAAAUUAGAUAUUUAAAUCAUGCUCCAUCUGUACAAAUGCAAGAAAUUCCUCCUGAUAUAACGGGAUUAACUGAAGAUGAAGAACAAUUAAUUAAAGAAUUAAAUGAAGAAUCUGAUUUCCAACGGGCUACACAAAAGGUAAAAGAUGAAGCCAGAGACACAGAAAUUAUGGCUUAGUAAACAUAUAAAGCCAUACUUAAUUAACUAUACAAUCUAUACGACUAUAACUACCUGUAACAAUAUAUAAUUAUACUUAUACUUAUAAUACAUAAUGACAUUAACUAUACAAUGAGACGCGAUACAAAAUCAAGGAAUCUCAGAUUUUAAUUCUAAACAUCAUUACCGCCAUAGAAAAACCAAACUA
Molecule: messenger RNA, 1614 nt
Organism: Scheffersomyces amazonensis
Lineage: Eukaryota; Fungi; Ascomycota; Pichiomycetes; Serinales; Debaryomycetaceae
Gene: HOS2
Product: histone deacetylase
Exons: 1
Coding region: 63-1427 (454 amino acids)
Cellular component (GO): nucleus; Rpd3L-Expanded complex
Molecular function (GO): histone deacetylase activity
Source: RefSeq, a predicted model, not a curated record